AUGUCUAUUAGAAACAAUGGUGAAAAAUGUGAAACUUUAACCCUUUCCAUCUGUGACGCAAACAUCGGCGUCAGGAAGAGGAUUAAGAGGAAAUGGAAGAGGAUUAAGAGGAAAUGGAAGAGGAUUAAGAGGAAAUGGAAGAGGAUUAAGAGGAAAUGGAAGAGAAUUAAGAGGAAAUGGAAGAGAAUUAAGAGGAAAUGGAAGAGGAUUAAGAGGAAAUGGAAGAGAAUUAAGAGGAAAUGGAAGAGGAUUAAGAGGAAAUGGAAGAGGAUUAAGAGGAAAUGGAAGAGGAUUAAGAGGAAAUGGAAGAGAAUUAAGAGGAAAUGGAAGAGGAUUAAGAGGAAAUGGAAGAGGAUUAAGAGGAAAUGGAAGAGGAUUAAGAGGAAAUGGAAGAGGAUUAAGAGGAAAUGGAAGAGAAUUAAGAGGAAAUGGAAGAGGAUUAAGAGGAAAUGGAAGAGGAUUAAGAGGAAAUGGAAGAGGAUUAAGAGGAAAUGGAAGGGGAUUAAGAGGAAAUGGAAGAGAAUUAAGAGGAAAUGGAAGAGGAUUAAGAGGAAAUGGAAGAGGAUUAAGAGGAAAUGGAAGAGGAUUAAGAGGAAAUGGAAGAGGAUUAAGAAGAAAUGGAAGAGGAUUAAGAGGAAAUGGAAGAGGAUUAAGAAGAAAUGGAAGAGGAUUAAGAAGAAAUGGAAGAGGAUUAAGAGGAAAUGGAAGAGGAUUAAGAGGUUUAGAAGAGGAUUAAGAGGAAAUGGAAGAGGAUUAAGAGGAAAUGGAAGAGGAUUAAGAGGAAAUGGAAGAGGAUUAAGAGGAAAUGGAAGAGGAUUAAGAGGAAAUGGAAGAGAAUUAAGAGGAAAUGGAAGAGGAUUAAGAGGAAAUGGAAGAGGAUUAAGAGGAAAUGGAAGAGGAUUAAGAGGAAAUGGAAGAGGAUUAAGAGGAAAUGGAAGAGAAUUAAGAGGAAAUGGAAGAGGAUUAAGAGGAAAUAGAAGAGGAUUAAGAGGAAAUAGAAGAGGAUUAAGAGGAAAUGGAAGAGAAUUAAGAGGAAAUGGAAGAGGAUUAAGAGGAAAUGGAAGAGGAUUAAGAGGAAAUGGAAGAGGAUUAAGAGGAAAUGGAAGAGGAUUAAGAGGAAAUGGAAGAGGAUUAAGAGGAAAUGGAAGAGGAUUAAGAGGAAAUAGAAGAGGAUUAAGAGGAAAUGGAAGAGUAUUAAGAGGAAAUGGAAGAGGAUUAAGAGGAAAUGGAAGAGGAUUAAGAGGAAAUGGAAGAGGAUUAAGAGGAAAUGGAAGAGGAUUAAGAGGAAAUGGAAGAGGAUUAAGAGGAAAUGGAAGAGGAUUAAGAGGAAAUGGAAGAGGAUUAAGAGGUUUAGAAGAGGAUUAACGGUGACGCCGUCGGACGCCCGUUGGACGCUGACGUCGGUGUUGCCGGAGUGAAGGGGUCAAGAUUUAGAGUGGCUAGAGAAACAGCUGAUGUUAUAUUAUUAAAGUUCUUUGAUAUUCACUCCAUAUA
This is a messenger RNA of Eriocheir sinensis (Chinese mitten crab), 1494 nucleotides long. RefSeq lists its product as uncharacterized. Bases 1 to 1365 code for a protein of 454 amino acids. Lineage: Eukaryota; Metazoa; Arthropoda; Malacostraca; Decapoda; Varunidae. The record is from RefSeq and is a predicted model, not a curated record. The transcript is spliced from 3 exons.